Acytostelium subglobosum LB1 is the source of this 231-nucleotide messenger RNA. RefSeq lists its product as hypothetical. Lineage: Eukaryota; Evosea; Eumycetozoa; Acytosteliales; Acytosteliaceae. The transcript has 2 exons. Gene Ontology annotation, molecular function: calcium ion binding. The record is from RefSeq and is a predicted model, not a curated record. The annotation marks the transcript as partial. Gene Ontology annotation, cellular component: myosin II complex.
AUAAGAAUGAACCACGUCAACACCAAGGCACAAGUUAUCGAAGCAUUCAAAGUGUUCGAUCGUGAUGGAAACGGAUACGUCACUGUGGACUACUUGAGAAAGGUCUUGACUGAGCUCGGAGACAUGAUGCCACAUGAUGAGAUUGAGGAGAUGAUCUACGAGGCCGAUCCACAGAACUCUGGAUACAUUCAAUACGAAUCAUUUGUUGGAAUGCUAUUCUUAUGGGAUUGA